GAACUUCUCUAAAAAGAUUUCCUUUUGUGCCUGCAUACUCCGCAGCCUUUGCGCUUCUCGUCCCUUCAAGACCUAUCCCACUCACCCCCACCAAAGUGGAACCUUCUUUUCAGCUUCAUGUUUCUCAGACAGUUUCCGACCGGAAGCCAUUUUUGUAGAACACACUUCCGGUUUCUUACUCUUUCUUUCCAGGUCGGUGUGCUCUCCCUUUCUUCCUCCAGGCAUGGCGUCUCGUAAGGAAACAGCCGGCGCCGGCCCUUCUGCCGUGACUACCAGUAAAGCCAAAGGGAAAUCGGCCCCAGGGGACUCCGCGGUGAAACAAGUGCAGAUCGACGGCCUGGUAGUGCUGAAGAUCAUCAAGCAUUAUCAAGAAGAAGGCCAAGGCAACGAAGUGGUCCAGGGUGUGCUGCUGGGGCUAGUGGUGGAUGAUAGGCUUGAAAUCACCAACUGCUUUCCAUUCCCUCAGCAUACAGAGGAUGACGCUGACUUUGAUGAAGUUCAAUAUCAGAUGGAAAUGAUGCGGAGCCUUCGCCACGUAAACAUUGACCAUCUUCACGUUGGCUGGUAUCAGUCUACCUACUACGGGUCUUUUGUCACCCGUGCUCUCCUGGACUCCCAGUUCAGUUACCAACAUGCUAUUGAGGAAUCUGUUGUUCUCAUUUAUGAUCCUAUAAAAACUGCCCAAGGGUACCUUUCCUUAAAAGCAUACAGGCUGACGCCUAAAUUGAUGGAGGUCUGCAAAGAAAAAGAUUUCUCCCCAGAAGCGUUGAAAAAAGCGGGCAUCGCCUUUGAGAACAUGUUUGAGGAGGUUCCUAUCAUAAUCAAGAAUGCCUAUCUGAUCAACGUUCUUCUUUGGGAGCUGGAAAAGAAGUCAACAGUAGCAGAUAGACAUGAGUUGCUCAGUCUUGCAAGCAAUAAUCACCUUGGAAAGAGCCUACAGCUUUUGAUGGACAGAGUGGAUGAGAUGAGCCAGGAUAUUGUAAAACACAACACCUAUCUAAGGAACACCAGCAAGCAGCAGCAACAGAAACAUCAGUACCAGCAAAGACGUCAGCAAGAGAACUUGCAGCGUCAAAGUAGGGGAGAGCCACCCCUCCCCGAGGAGGACAUAAACAAAUUGUUCAAACCGCCCCAGCCACCUCCCAGGAUGGACUCGCUGUUGAUUGCAGGUCAAAUUAAUACUUAUAGCCAGAAUAUUAAGGAGUUCACUGCACAGAACCUGGGCAAACUCUUCAUGGCUGAAGCACUUCAAGAGCACAACAACUAGGGAGGAAGAUGAAGUGCUUGUCAUCUCUUGCCCAAAGAGGAGAUGCGCAGAAUCUCAGCUCCUUUUUGCUUAAGACAUUUUCCGUUGCUCAUUGCAAAAUGAACCGUGAACCAGACUCUCAUGUGUUUUGAGUAGAAUUAUCCCUCUUCUAAAGAAAGAGAAAAAAAUAAAGACCAAUUUUAAACUUU
Rhineura floridana is the source of this 1455-nucleotide messenger RNA. It is a transcript of the gene EIF3H, whose product is annotated as eukaryotic translation initiation factor 3 subunit H. NCBI's taxonomy places the organism in Eukaryota, Metazoa, Chordata, Lepidosauria, Squamata, Rhineuridae. Gene Ontology annotation, molecular function: protein binding; metallopeptidase activity; translation initiation factor activity. Gene Ontology annotation, cellular component: eukaryotic translation initiation factor 3 complex; eukaryotic 43S preinitiation complex; cytosol. The transcript is spliced from 8 exons. The record is from RefSeq and is a predicted model, not a curated record. Bases 224 to 1267 code for a protein of 347 amino acids.